CAAGAUCGCAAGCGAUGGAAGUCUACGAGGCGUACGGUGACGGCGUGGCGCGCAUUCGCGAGGCGGUGAUGGAGAACCAGCUGCAAAUGCGACAGGUGGAGCAGUCGUUGUUGGGCUUUCAGAAGGGUCUUUUGGGCGUCGAGAGGGAGAUGCUGCCGGUCUACAAGCUCACGGAGCAGCUAAGAGGCACACAAAAGAACAUCGAUUUGAGCGUACUGGAGUUGCGUCAGAUCAAUGAGAAUUUUGUGGCGGCACACCAGCUCGCUCCAGUGCUACUGAGCGGCUCCAAAUUCGAGCAGGACGAGUACAUCAAAGCUCUGAAUAAAUUGCUAGUGGCGAUCAAGUUUUUGGAGGGCCAUCGCUCGUUUGAAGGCUCUGGGAAGGCGCAGGACCAAACCAGAGAGCUCCUCACCCAGGUGCGACGCAAAUGCUUAGCAGAUUUCGUCAGUGUUGUGAGCGUCCUAUCGAGAGGGGAGCGAAAUGACGAUGGUGGCUUGAAAUGGGUGGAACCUAGCAAGCAUGACGUGUCCAGAGCUGCUCAGCUGCUGGACUGUCUACUGAUUUCUGGUGUCGACCCAAAGGAGCUUCUUCGAGAGUACGGCAAACAGCGCUUUGAUGUGAUCAGGAUGUUUAUCGGUGAAGAUCCUUCUGGGGGAUCCAUGGGCUUCGAUUUAAACACCCCCGCUACAGCCUUGGCCAAGCGUCUGAACGAUAUUGAAGUUACUAUCGAGGCGGAGAGAAUAUUAGCGAUACUCAUAUACUCGAAUGAAGAGCUGGCCAAUGCGGCAUUUCGUCAUUCCGCGCACCAAGUGCUGGAGUCUUGGAAGAAGGAAAUUGACGUAUCAUUGCGCCCACCCAAACAACUUGAUGCCGUUAAGCUUCUACUGGCUCAUGAUUUGCUACAUUCCCGACUUGAAGCGCUCGAGUCAGCAGUACUUCCGCCUCUGUUGCUACGUGACCGCGAGGAAAAGGAGCUAGAAGAUCCCUGGCUACUGUCGAAGGCUAUACACGCCAUAGUCACUGAGCUUGCUCAGACUGCAAAGCAAAAAUUAUUUAACUUUCAGCCGGUCCUGGUUGAGGCUUCAGGAGACCGAACAAUCACCAAAAAUGGCAAUGUCCACCCAAUUUCCAGUCACAGCCUCAAUUUUCUGCGCAAGGUUUGUGAUCAAGCGAAGCCUCUGAAGAUUCUACUUGAGAAGGACACGGAUGUGACCGCCGUUGGGUUUGUUGACACGGUCGUCACUCAGCUCAUCGGAGCUCUUACAGCAAAGGCUGACCAACUUAAGGGACGAGAAGGCCUAAAGCAGCUCUUCCUCGUUAACAACUUUGGGUACGUCGCCAACUCGCUUCCACACUGUAUCCAGCCCGACGAUGCAGAUCUGGAGAAGCAGCUCCAUGGGACUAUCAAACCUCGCGUGGAUGUCAUGCGGAAUGACGCUCUUGGUGCUUUCAUUCGUCUAAGCUAUGGCGCUUUCAAGGAGAAUUUGAGCGACCCCACGGAGAAGUUGCAGUAUGCAAAAGGCGGUAACGUCUUGACGCUCGAAAGCGGCAGGUUGCUGAAGGAAAUUUUUUCGAAGUUUAAUGACCAGCUUGAAGAGCUCUACAAGACGCAGAGGACUUACGUGGUGGCUGAAGUUCCCAUACGGCAGUACUUGAUUCGAACUGCAGUAGACACGAUCAUCCCAGCAUACAAGGCAUUUUACGAAAAAUACUCGGUCAUCCAGUUCUCCAGAAAGCACGCUUCCAGGUAUCUGAAGUACACUCCCCCGGCAGCUCAGAACCUCUUGACAGACUUGUAUUCGGGGGAGGCUUCUGCAGGAGACAAGCUCAGCGAGGUCAGCUCGUCGUAG
This is a messenger RNA of Phytophthora infestans T30-4, 1850 nucleotides long. RefSeq lists its product as uncharacterized. The transcript has 6 exons. The record is from RefSeq and is a predicted model, not a curated record. Gene Ontology annotation, biological process: exocytosis. NCBI's taxonomy places the organism in Eukaryota, Oomycota, Peronosporomycetes, Peronosporales, Peronosporaceae. The coding region runs from base 15 to 1850 and encodes 611 amino acids. Gene Ontology annotation, cellular component: exocyst. Gene Ontology annotation, molecular function: phosphatidylinositol-4,5-bisphosphate binding.